This is a messenger RNA of Cercospora beticola, 1313 nucleotides long. RefSeq lists its product as uncharacterized. NCBI's taxonomy places the organism in Eukaryota, Fungi, Ascomycota, Dothideomycetes, Mycosphaerellales, Mycosphaerellaceae. Gene Ontology annotation, biological process: steroid biosynthetic process. The record is from RefSeq and is a predicted model, not a curated record. Gene Ontology annotation, molecular function: 3-beta-hydroxy-Delta5-steroid dehydrogenase (NAD+) activity.
CUUCACUAGCCUAAAGGUUUAUCCAUGUUACCCACGACUGUCUCCACGCGUAACCUCAACCCAUUGGACUGCAGCCAUUACCACCAUGACCUCCUCCCCCAAGAAAGACCUCGUCCUCGUUACCGGCGGCAGCGGCCACCUCGGCGCCUUCUGCGUCCUCGCCCUCCUCCGCACAGGCCGCUACGCCGUCCGCACAACCGUCCGCACCGCCUCGCGCAUCCAAGACGCGAAAGCCAAAUACCAACAUGGCGGCGCAACAGACGCCCAAAUCGCAGCCAUAGACUUCGUCACUCUCGAUCUGAAUAAUGAUACCGACGAAGCCUGGACAGCCGCCUGCGUAGGCGUGAAAUACGUCUUCCACGUCGCGGGCCUCAUCGCGACAGGAAAGGAGAAGACGGAGGAUGAUUUAUUACCUUUUCUGAAGAAUGGUACUCUGCGUGUCCUACGGGCUGCAAAAACAGCAGGCGUAAAGAGGGUGGUUUUCACAAGCUCCGUCGCAUCAAUCGCGCAUGGACUCGGUUCAAAGAGGAAUUACACUCAACCUUUCACGGAAGAAGACUGGACGGAUUUAUCUGGACAAGCGGAGAAAGUGCACAUCUACGUGAGAUCCAAGACACUACAAGAGAAAGCUGCGUGGGAAUUCAUAAAUUCUCAGGAAGGUAGUGAUGAAGAGAAAAUGGAAAUGGUUGUAAUAAAUGCAACGGCAAUGUAUGGUCCCACAUUGAGUAAAGAAUUCGCAUCGAGUUUGAAAUUGAUUGCGAUUUUGAUGGGUGGGAUGCCUGGUGUACCGCAGUAUGGGACUAGCAUGGUCGAUGCGAGAGAUGUGGCGGAUUUGCAUGUUUUGGCUACGGAGAGUGAGAAGGCGAAUGGACAGCGGUAUUUGGCUAUUACAGGGACGGAGGAAGAAGUGAAUUCUGAAUCGGCGGUGUGUAAUUUUGUAACUGUGAUGCGGUCGGCGGAGAUUUUGAGAGAGGAGUUGCCGAAGGAGAAGACGGGGAAGAUUCCGACGAGGACGCUGCCGAAUUUUGUGAUGAGGGCUGCGGGGUAUUUUGAUCCUGUGGUUAGUGUUUGUUUGCCGGAUUUGGGGAAGGAACUUGCGGGGUCUUUUAGGAAGGCGAGGGAUGAAUUGGGGUGGAAGCCUAGGCCGGUUGAUGUGGCGUUGUUGGAUAGUGCGAGGAGUAUGAUGGAUUUUGGGGUAGUGUAGAGAUCACGUGUAGACUUGUACAGUAUGUACUGUAUAGAUCUAGAUAUUCACGUCAGUAUGCCUAGUAAAGCGUCCAUGAAUCGAGUGGCGUACAGCGACAGUCGUGGCA